AUGUCUAUCUAUCUAUCUAUCUAUCUAUCUAUCUAUCUAUCUAUCUAUCUAUCUAUCUAUAUAUAUAUAUAUAUAUUUUUCUUCUUUCUUUCUUUCUUUCUUUCUUUCUUUCUUUCUUUCUUUCUUUCUAUGACUUUAUUUUCUCAUAUCUGCAUAUGUAUGUUUACACUAUCUAUCUAUCUAUCUAUCUAUCUAUCUAUCUAUCUAUCUGUAUAUGAACUGUGUAUUAACUGGACUGGCCAAAUGAAAACGACAUCGUCAUUUUUACGAAAAUUGAUAAUAAUAUUUAUAAGUCUAUCUCCGACAACUUCAAACACCAAAAUGUCUGUGAUAGUUUCUCUCGAGUUAACUGUUAUGCUCGCUUACUCUCUCGCUUACUCUCUCGCUUACUCUCUCGCUUACUCUCUCUCGGUCUCAAACGCCUUACACCUAUUUUUUUUUGUGUGUUUAACGCUCACUGAACUAUUUGUCUGUCUCCACAUCUAUCUAUCUAUCUAUCUAUCUAUCUAUCUAUCUAUCUAUCUAUCUAUUACCAUUACUUUAUCCGUCACACUCGGCGUUCUUCCAAAUGAAUAUCAAAACUCGAACGGAGAUUUACACGAGUCUGAUGUUGACUCAGACGCAGCCAGUGACAACGGGGACGACAGCGAAAUCUGCACGGACAAAAUGGAUCCAGCCGAUCGAGAAUUGUAUGAGAAACUCAAACAGCAGGAACGAGAAGAGCGUGAGGAGAUCGAACGCGAGCUGAAGGCUCACGAGGAGGCCAUCGCUCGACAACACGAAGAGUUGCGUGCUAAGGAUUUGAGACUGCACGAACGCAUCCAACAACAACGCGAACAGGACCUGCGCAAACACCCGAUUCCAACGGCAACCGGGACCACAGGGUCUGGAAACGGUGCAUCGGGAAAUGCGGGCAACGGAGGCAAUAGCAGCACUGGAUCCAGUACUGGGUCUGCAAGUACCGGAUCCGGAAGUGGAAGUGGUGGCGGGGGAGGUGGAGGUGGCGGAGGUGGCGGCGGCGGCGGCGGCGGUGGAGCAAGUGGAGCGGGGAGUGUGGCCAGCGUUGGUAGUGUUGGCAGUGUCGGUCUCGGUACCGGCGGCGGUGCCAGCCCUGUAGACUAUGUGACCACGCCACCAGGUGCCCAUAGCCGACUCGGCUCAACCGGGGACUUGAAAGCGGACCACUCCAGGUUAGACAUCAUCAAUCAUGCCGCUUAUUUAGAAAGAUUUGCAGCGGCAGCUGCAGCAGCGGCCGGGGGUGCGGUCGGCGUGGUCAACCCAAAUAGAGGACUUCCUGGGGCACCGACGUUAGCGACGUUGCCGCCAGCGUCGGCGCCCAGUCACACAGUACCAAACCCCAGCGUCGACACCACAGGACCAUCUCAUCAUUGGACAUUUCAGGAACAGUUCAAACAGGUAACACAUUUAUUACAAACUGAUAAAUCUAUAAUUGCCACAUUUUUAAUAAAAAAUCUAUCAUACAAAUUACAAAUAUUUGCAAGUAGUUUGUUUUGGGGAUCGAUCUAUCUAUCUAUCAACUAA
Messenger RNA from Acanthosepion pharaonis, 1542 nucleotides. Lineage: Eukaryota; Metazoa; Mollusca; Cephalopoda; Sepiida; Sepiidae. The record is from the annotation of a GenBank genome assembly.